AGUUGAUACACAACCUUGCGCACCUAGAAAAACUUGAACAAUACUAAUACAGAGCAAGACCGGGCUUCUUUCCAACAUGCUUUCUGCUAUCGAGAGUUCAGCAUCAGACUUGGAUUCACUGCCAGAUAACUUGGUUUUGGAGGAGACUUUCAGAAAAGUCGCCAAACUCGACCCCAUUGAUUUUGAUCAAUGUGGGGACGUGUUGAAGUUCCUUACGGAGCCAAACCCUGAGCAAGAGUCUGCGGAGUUUUCUGAUGUUUAUUAUGGGGUAUACUCGACAGUAGAGCACAUCAUCGAAGAGAAUGAUACAGUACCAGGAAGGUCAAGAUUGAGUUACUUCAAGGACAAACACAUCCUCCUGGUCGAAAAGUUCACCAGUAUUCACGAAGUUCCAUUCCUUCACCUGGAUUCAAUAUUCUGUGGUUUUUUACAUGGUCUCCAUCGCCAUGACUCGGACUACUCUGUGUACGCCACAGUAUCCAGGGUCCUUACGCUGCUCUAUGCAUCUGCUGUUCCAGACCUGUCGAUUACGAUGAAUGUGAUCACCAAGAAUAGGAUUCAUGAGCCCAAGGUCCUUGUCGUCGGGGAAUGUGCAUUCGCCCAGGACACAGAUUCUGUUCUUCGGAAAAUCAAAUAUGAAAUCGCCUCCCAUCCAGAAGUCUUGAUGGUCAUAAUGGUUGUGAUUGAAGAACAUCAACCAUAUCGCUCACCUGGACGUAUGUCAGAAGCAUGGCAGAUGCUACUCCAGGACAAUCUUUCACGCUCUUCAUUCCUUUCGCUUCAAGGUAUUGCAGCACAAUCUCUUGAUCAACCCGUCGUAGUCGCAGGCCAUACAUGGUGUCACCUCGCAUCUGUUCGAUUUCACGUUUGGGUCCGGGGAGACGAGCCGAUCAACAUUGAUGUUGACAAUGAAUUGUUGGCACGUGGCACCUUGUUUCCGAAACGAGAUAUGGAUGCGGUCGACACCAUGAUCGAGAAGGGCAUGGUGAUGAUGCGGGACUGUCUUGCAACUGUCUGCCAGAAGGUAGCUCCAGGCAGCAACAUUUGUGCCAUCCGAGAAUCCGGUGUUACUUUCUGUCCAAAUUGGAAUCAUUUGUUGAGGAACCUGAAACGUGCAGUCGACGGAACCGCCUAUGGCCGAUACCACUCAUGGUAUAAGUCAUCCUCGUGAAGCACAUCCACCCUCGAUCACCGGACGCGCUCGUAACCAGUGUGAAGGCAAGCAAGGACCCUCAUGUGUGGAUCAUGACAAUAUUCGUUGGUUAUGUAGAGCCAAAGGUCCUAAUUUUACACCAUACCGUACUCUCGAUCGGCCCGUUUUUCUGUAUAGAGGCCACCGUCCUCGCACCAGUGUUUACAUCACAAUCUAAUC
Molecule: messenger RNA, 1372 nt
Organism: Suillus discolor
Lineage: Eukaryota; Fungi; Basidiomycota; Agaricomycetes; Boletales; Suillaceae
Exons: 5
Coding region: 77-1171 (364 amino acids)
Source: RefSeq, a predicted model, not a curated record